This is a messenger RNA of Triticum turgidum subsp. durum (durum wheat), 1479 nucleotides long. NCBI's taxonomy places the organism in Eukaryota, Viridiplantae, Streptophyta, Magnoliopsida, Poales, Poaceae. The record is from the annotation of a GenBank genome assembly.
AUGGGGUCCCUGCCGCCGGCGGGCGAGAGGCCGCACGCCGUGAUGAUGCCGUACCCGGCGCAGGGCCACGUCACGCCGAUGCUGAAGCUGGCCAAGCUGCUCCACACCAGGGGCUUCCACGUCACCUUCGUCAACAACGAGUUCAACCACCUCCGCCUGCUGGGCGCGCAGCAGGCGCAGGCCGCCGUGGACAGGCUCUGCAGCCUGCCGGGGUUCCGCUUCGCCACCAUCGCCGACGGCCUUCCGCCGUCCGACCUCGAGGCCUCGCGGGACACCCCCGCGCUGAUCUACUCCACCAUGACCACCUGCCGUCCCAGGUUCAAGGAGCUCGUCGUCAAGCUCAACGAGGAGGCCGAGGCCUCCGGCGGCGCCGUGCCGCCUGUUACCUGCGUGGUGGCCGAUAGCAUCACGAGCUUCGCCAUUAGCGUCGCGCGUGAGCUCGGCCUCCGCUGCGCCGUGCUCUGGACCGCCAGCGCAUGUGGUUUCAUGGGCUACUACCACUACAAGGAUCUACUCGACCGUGGACUCGUCCCUCUCAAAGAAGAGGCUCAGUUGAGCAAUGGAUACUUGGACAUGAUCAUCGACUGGAUACCGGCGAUGCCCAAGGACCUGCGGCUGCGUGACCUCCCGAGCUAUUUGCGCACCACGGACCCUGAUGACAUCAUGUUCAACUUCUUCAUCCACGAGGUACCCGCCAUGUCGCAGGCGUCAGCGGUGGUCAUCAACACCUGGGACGAGCUCGACGCGCCCUUGCUUGAUGCCAUGUCCAAGCUCCUGCCGCCCAUCUACACGGCGGGGCCACUCCAUUUGACGGCUCGCAACAAUGUGCCGGAGGAGAGCCCUAUCUCCAGCAUUGGGUCCAACCUGUGGAAGGAGCAGGACGCUCCCCUCCGGUGGCUCGACGGCCGGCCGCCGCGCUCCGUGGUGCACGUCAAUUUCGGGAGCACCACGGUGAUGUCCAAGGAGCAUAUGCUGGAGUUCGCCUGGGGGCUGGCCAACACUGGCUACGCCUUCCUAUGGAACGUGCGGCCUGACCUCGUCAAGGGCGACGUCAAGGCCGCACUUCCGCCGGAGUUCUAUGCGGCAACCGAGGGGAGGAGCAUGCUGUCGACGUGGUGCCCGCAGCAGGAGGUGCUGGAAAACGAGGCCGUAGGGGUGUUCCUCACACACUCUGGGUGGAACUCAUCGCUAGAAGGCAUCUGCGGCGGCGUGCCGAUGGUGUGCUGGCCCUUCUUCGCGGAGCAGCAGACCAACUGCCGUUUCAAGUGUACGGAGUGGGGCAUCGGGAUGGAGAUUGGGGACGACGUGAGGAGGACCGAGGUGGAGGCCAUGAUACGGGAGGCCAUGGAGGGGGAGCAGGGGCGAGAGAUGCGACGACGCGUGCUAGAGCUUCGCCAGAGCGCCGUGGCCUCCGCACGGCGUGACGGAAGAUCCAUGCGUAAUGUUGAUAGGCUCAUCAAGGAGGUGCUUCUGGCUUGA